Messenger RNA from Lodderomyces oxycetoniae, 690 nucleotides. RefSeq lists its product as uncharacterized. Gene Ontology annotation, biological process: cytokinin biosynthetic process. The transcript has a single exon. Gene Ontology annotation, cellular component: cytosol. The coding region runs from base 1 to 690 and encodes 229 amino acids. Lineage: Eukaryota; Fungi; Ascomycota; Pichiomycetes; Serinales; Debaryomycetaceae. Gene Ontology annotation, molecular function: hydrolase activity, hydrolyzing N-glycosyl compounds. The record is from RefSeq and is a predicted model, not a curated record.
AUGACUCAGAAUAUAGAAGCUACCUCCUUAGAGACAGCUGCUUCUACUAUUGUAUGUGUGUUUUGCGGCUCUUCCUCUGGAAAUAAGCCCAUUUUCACUGAAUCAGCAAAGCAACUCGGUGUUAAACUAGCAUCCAAAUCAUGGGGAUUAGUUUAUGGUGGAGGAUCUACUGGAUUAAUGGGUGCAGUGGCUAACGGAUGUGCCGGCAAUGGUGGUUAUGUCCACGGAAUCAUUCCCGAGGCGUUAAUCUCUAGGGAAAGAAAAGAUGACAUUGAGCCUAAAGCAAAAGAAUCUAUUGAUGAUCAUGACGGCAGCACACCUAUCCCUGAUUCCGAAAAGUAUGGCAAAACUACUCUAGUCAAAGAUAUGCAUACGAGAAAGAAGUUAAUGGCACAAGAAGCUACUGCGUUUGUUGCACUACCUGGAGGAUACGGUACCAUUGAAGAAUUGAUGGAGAUUGUUACUUGGAAUCAACUCAACAUUCACAAUAAACCAAUUGUAGUGUUUAACAUUGAUGGGUAUUUCGAUAGUUUUGUCACCUUUAUCAAGAAUAGCAUAUCUUGUGGAUUUGUUUCGAGUAAAAAUGGUGAGAUUAUCCAGAUUGCAGAUUCUGUUGAUGGAGUCAUUGAAGCAAUUACCAAUUACCAAGUGCCUGAAGGCAGGUUCAAGUUGAAAUGGGAUACCACUUGA